Messenger RNA from Cucurbita moschata (crookneck pumpkin), 646 nucleotides. Its product is annotated as gibberellin-regulated protein 4-like. NCBI's taxonomy places the organism in Eukaryota, Viridiplantae, Streptophyta, Magnoliopsida, Cucurbitales, Cucurbitaceae. The coding region runs from base 109 to 435 and encodes 108 amino acids. The transcript is spliced from 4 exons. The record is from RefSeq and is a predicted model, not a curated record.
CUCAAACCUUCCUAUUUAUUCCCAACACAGAAGACCCGAGAAGAGAUCGCGAACUCCAAUUCCCCAUUACCUCUUAAUCUUCUUCUUCUUCUUCUCUUUCACCUGGCGAUGGCGAUGGCGAUGGCUAAGUUCGCUGCUAUCUUGAUCUUGUCUCUCAUUGCCCUUUCCAUGUUUGAGACCACUGUCAUGGCCGGCAAUGGACGUGGUGGUCGCAACAGGAACCCAUAUGGACCAGGGAGCGUCAAUAUCUACCAAUGCCCAAGUCGGUGCGCCACUCGAUGCGGGAGGACACAGUACCACAAACCAUGCAUGUUCUUUUGCCAAAAAUGCUGCAGAAAGUGCUUGUGCGUGCCGCCGGGUUACUAUGGAAACAAAGGCGUUUGCCCUUGCUACAACAACUGGAAGACAAAGGAAGGAGGGCCCAAAUGCCCUUAGAAAACACAACCCAUUUCCAUUUCCAUCUCUUUUGUGCUCUUGAAGAAAAUUGGGAUCUGUUGUGUUCAUCUUCUUGAAAAAGAAGAUGAAAUAUGUCACCCAAUCGGGGGAGCUUCUUGGCUUCGGCUUAUUCCUUUUAUUAUCAGCAAUGAAACCUCUUGUUUCUGUUCAAAUUUCAGUGUUUCCAUGUGACGCUGUCAUAAUUAGUCAA